Molecule: messenger RNA, 1113 nt
Organism: Talaromyces rugulosus
Lineage: Eukaryota; Fungi; Ascomycota; Eurotiomycetes; Eurotiales; Trichocomaceae
Exons: 3
Coding region: 1-1113 (370 amino acids)
Biological process (GO): D-sorbitol catabolic process
Molecular function (GO): L-iditol 2-dehydrogenase (NAD+) activity; zinc ion binding
Source: RefSeq, a predicted model, not a curated record
AUGAGUGCCACUCAAGAUGAUGCUCUGUCGGCCAACCGAGCCUUUGUAUUGCAUCCUGGAGGCCAGUUUACUUUCGAGAGCCGCAGCGUGCCCACCCUCGACUCUGAUCGAGAUGUCUUGGUUCGAGUAGUUGCAACCGGUCUAUGUGGUUCUGAUGUCCAUUACUGGCAACAUGGUCGAAUUGGACGGUAUAUCGUGGAGGCUCCGAUCGUCCUAGGCCACGAGUCAUCUGGAGUCGUGGUCAAGUGCGGAAGUGCUGUUGGAGGACUUUCUAUCGGUGAUCGUGUUAUGCUCGAGCCUGGAUUCGCCUGUAAUACCUGCCAUUAUUGUCGCGGUGGUCGCUACAACCUUUGUGAAGCUAUGCACUUUGCAGCAACCCCUCCUUAUGAUGGAACGCUCGUCAAAUACUACCGUGCCCCUUCCGAAUACUGUUAUAAGCUUCCAUCGCACGUCUCGCUACGGGACGGCACUUUGAUUGAACCCCUCAGUGUCGCCGUGCAUAGUUGUCGACAAGCAGGCAUCAUGCAGGAAAAGUCCGUGGCAGUAUUCGGAGCCGGUCCGGUCGGGUUGCUCUGCUGUGCCGUCGCGCGCGCUUUUGGAGCAUCUACAGUGGUUGCCAUAGAUGUCGUCCCGAGUCGUCUGGAAUCUGCCAUGAAGUAUGGCGCCACGCACACAUACCAAAUGGGAUCUGCAUCCCCAGAACAAAAUGCCAUCGAUAUGUUGGCUGCUACGGGAUUGGAAGACGGUUUUGAUAUCGCCUUGGAUGCAACCGGGGCAGAGGCCUGCUUGGCUUGUGGUAUCCACGCUCUCACUCGGGGCGGUGUAUUCGUGCAAGUGGGACUGGGAAAGCCCAAUCUUUCCCUUCCUGUUGGUCAGAUCUGUGAUAAAGAAGUCAUGUUCAAAGGAAGUUUUCGAUAUGGACCAGGUGACUUCAAAUUAGCGAUUGGACUCUUGAACUCGCGCCGAGUAAGGCUGGAUGGCCUCGUCACCCAUGAGUUUCCUUUCAGCCGAGCAGAGGAUGCAUUCAAAAACGUUGCCGCUCGAGCUGGUAUCAAAAGUGUCAUAUAUGGCCCGGACGCGGACGAAGAAGAGGCAAGCAGGGGUUCGGAUUAG